CUCCAGAUAUGAAAUACACAUUCAUCAGAUUUCUUAGAUCUAGGGUCACAAUUCAAAUCCGAAACACCAUUCUACAGAUCUUCAAUUGGCCUUAGAUUUUUCGAAAUUGAUUAUGAAACUCAACUCUAGAGAUCUUAUAUUCAUGUUUCAUAUAAGUAUUUGCUCCGUGAUACUCCGCAUACAUUUUACUAUUUUUGAAACUAGUGUUUUUUUUCCAGUUUUAUUAAAAUAUUAGGAUCACACCUUCGUUGUAAUGUCAUACGUGUAUUUCGUAUUUGAUGUAUCUCCGUCCUCAAAUUAAGAGCAGUGAGUUUAGGGAUUGACAGUACAAUGAAUACCGAGCAACCAAAGAAGACCAAUGACAUCAGUGACACCCUAAAGAUUGAUCUCUUUGAAGAUGAUGACGAGUUUGAAGAGUUUAACCUCGAUGAAAGUGAAGAUGGGAUGAAAGACGAGGAAAAAGUUGUACCACAGCAAAACCAGUGGGAAGAUGAUUGGGAUGAUGAUGACGUCACUGAUGACUUCUCCAUGCAUCUCAGGAAGGAAUUGGAAAACAACAACACUGAGAAGUCGAAGAACCAAGUUGGUGUCCCCAUUUCCUAAUGACAUUGUGCACCCAAACAAGUCUAUGAAUGUUUGUCCUCAGACUUCUUGUUCAUUUAUGUUUGGUUUAAUGAAAGAUCCAACUUUUUUCUUCUCAAUCGAAUUCUACAUUUUUCUAGCUUUCUGCCCAAAGAAGUGCCUUUGUUAUUCUAGGUACUCUCACCUUCUCCACACCUCAUUUGUGGGAUUUUAUUGGGCAUUUGUUUGACGAAAAAAAGUCUCGUGUUCUAUUCAUUUGAGACUUGGUCCUAUGAGUUUGCGUCAACAAUUCAAGAGUGUAAUGUACUGUUGCUCACCGCCUUCUUCCUUAUCUAUUCUUCACUGCCUUCUUCGUUCUCCAAUCUUCUCCUCCACUCUGUGUCUUUCGACAAAUGCAUCACUCUCUCGCACUCUUCUGCAUUCUGUUCUUCCGACGUCGAGGCAUUCUUUGUUCCAGCUUUCUCAGUAUCAGU
Molecule: messenger RNA, 1055 nt
Organism: Cuscuta campestris
Lineage: Eukaryota; Viridiplantae; Streptophyta; Magnoliopsida; Solanales; Convolvulaceae
Source: the annotation of a GenBank genome assembly